Molecule: messenger RNA, 1391 nt
Organism: Pleuronectes platessa (European plaice)
Lineage: Eukaryota; Metazoa; Chordata; Actinopteri; Pleuronectiformes; Pleuronectidae
Product: dynein regulatory complex subunit 7
Exons: 7
Coding region: 1-879 (292 amino acids)
Biological process (GO): flagellated sperm motility
Cellular component (GO): motile cilium
Source: RefSeq, a predicted model, not a curated record
AUGGCAGCAAACAUCUACGCAGUGGUGGAGCAUUUCCACAGGGACAGUUCCAAACCGGCCAAUCAGGACGUGGCGGAGCGCGUCUUCCUGUUGGCGCAGAGACGCAUCGAGGUGACGUAUCAUCUGGACGCCGACACCUUCAUCCCAUCGCACCGGAGCUUCAUCAAACCACGAGAGGCCACGGAGCAGAAGAAGGCUGAGGACUUCACCCAGGACAUGGUGUCCAGCUUCAUGGUGGGCCUCUCCGAUACGCCUGUUAAGACCCUGACUCUGUACGAGAUGCUGGUUUCUCUGAUGAAGGAUGAAGAGAUGGUUGUUCAUCAGAUUGAAGAAUCUCUGAAGGAGGUGAGAGACAUCGUGUCGUGCAGAGAGGAAGAGGAGGGAGACGUUCAGCUCUUCUUCUGUCCCUGGACCACGACAGGAGCUGCCAGGGCCCGCAGCAAGAGACAGGACAUGGAGCGUCAGGCUGCAGAGGAGCAGAGCUGGCUUCAUGAGAAUGAGAAGGACAUCCUGGCUCCGCUCCUCAUGAGACUCGACCUCUCAGACCCUCUGAGCGCUGAGGACGCCAGGCAGCUCCACCAGGAGUGUCUGUCAGAGUUCAAGCAGAAGCUGGUGGAGGACGCCAACCUGAUCCAGGAGCGCUACCAAAAGGAGACGCAGCAGCUGCAGAGGAAACAACAGUGGUACCAGCAGAACCAGCUGGACAUGACGGAGCACCAGGAGGACGAAUACCAGACCUACUGCUCCGACAGAACUCUCCAGAUACGUGUCGCCAUGAGACGGCUCAAAAUGCACCAGGAAGAAGCUCCUCUAAAGUAUCAAGCUCUCGACGAGAGGCUGAGAGAAGACCCUCGAUUGGCUCCUCACCUGCUCAGCUGAGCCAAUCAGCAGCCUCCGCUCCAAAUACCUAUCAGAUUAUUUCAUUAAACCUUACAGGUGUUUCAGUCACAUAUAUUAUUUGUAUCUGGUCACUGUGACCUUUGACCCCUGACCACUAAAGCCUUGUCAGUUCAUUCCUGAGUCCAUGUGAACGUUUGACGGAAUUUGUGAAUUUGAAGAAUUUCUCUCUGAGAUUUGUUGAAACUUCAACUUUCCAAGAAUGUGACGGACAGAUAGAAAACCUGAAAUCAUAACUCCUCCCUCCAAAGACGAACAUUAUUAAUUAUUUUAAUCACAAUAAAAUAUUCAGCACAUUAACUCAGAAAACAGCCUGCAGCUCAUUUCUCUUUUGUAAAGUAAAUUGUCCUGUGUAGUAUUUAAAACUAAUGAAAUACUACUGAUAAAACACUGUGUAGUAUUUAAACCUAAUGAAAUACAACUGAUAAAACACUAUGUAGUAUUUAAAUCUGAAUGGAACUAAAACCAACUAAUAAAACAGUAUGUCUUAUGUG